Gryllus bimaculatus (two-spotted cricket) is the source of this 734-nucleotide messenger RNA. The record is from the annotation of a GenBank genome assembly. Lineage: Eukaryota; Metazoa; Arthropoda; Insecta; Orthoptera; Gryllidae.
CGGUAAUGUUCUUGCUCCUGCCCAUACAGGAGUGUACUUCACCAAAUACUGCAGAGACAUGUGCCAGCAGCUCGGCAUCGGUGGCUGGGUGAAGAAUAGCAAGACCGGAACGAUUGUGGGCAAAAUGCAAGGCGACCGAGGGCAAGUGGAUAAGAUGGUCCAGUGGCUAUCAAAAACCGGCAGUCCAGGCUCAAAAGUUGAUCAUUGUGACUUACACAAUUGGGAAUUUCUCGCCAGACAAGACUUCAGGGGAUUCAGCAUUAGAUUUUAAUUUUUUUUAAGUGAACUUUGUAAAUAAUCUAUUGUGACUACAACGAAAUUGAGUAUGAAUCAUUAAAUAUUAAAUGUUUAAUAUGUGAAGUGCUUCUGCUUAACGUCAAAGAAAGACCGCAAUAAAAAAGGAAAAAGACUGAGAAUUCAAUACAUAAAAAAACUAAAGGUCUUUGAAAUUACAUAACGAGAUUAUUAACAGUGAAAAUUCAGCUAGUUAGUGUUUACGUGGGCAAAAUAUGUAAUUUGGGAAAAUUAAGAAAAAAUUGAGUUUUUAUUGCCAAAUUUAAUAAAUUUUUGAAUUUACAAAAAAGAAUACGAAACAUUGCUCUUAAUAUUCCUGAUUGUAAUAUUCUGUACAAUAUCAUGUAAUUGUAUUGAUGCCUACAGUGUUAUGUAGAAAAUUCAAAUAUACAUUUUCUAUUGUAAUACUACUUCUAGCAAUUUAUUGAUGUACUUUCAAC